Colletotrichum orchidophilum is the source of this 945-nucleotide messenger RNA. RefSeq names its product DnaJ domain-containing protein. The transcript has a single exon. Lineage: Eukaryota; Fungi; Ascomycota; Sordariomycetes; Glomerellales; Glomerellaceae. The record is from RefSeq and is a predicted model, not a curated record. Bases 1 to 945 code for a protein of 314 amino acids.
AUGAUUCUCAAGACGUCCCCGGCAUUCGCCAUCUGCUCGAGCAACAAUGUCCUAAACCUCUUUGCCGUCCCCGCACACCACACAUCCAUAACGUCACCACCCACGCGACGACCGUCCAACUCCUCCGACCACCCCGCCUCACGACACACAAGACUCGCGACCUCACGAUCAUACGCGACAGUGAAUCAACCCCCUCACAAUGGUUCCAAUACGUCAAAAAGCAGAGGCAAUUCAAGCAAAACCGGCAGUCCAUGGCCAACCUGCGCAAACCCCACCCCCUACGACAUCUUCGCCAUAGACAAAGCAGCACCCUACACAAAAGCCCGCUUCGCAGAGCUCGUAAAACAAUACCACCCAGACAGACACCACGCAACAGCCCUCGACUCCCUCCCGCCCCAAACCCGCCUCGAGCGCUACCGCCUCAUCGUCCUCGCAAACGAGAUCCUCAGCUCCCCAGAUAAACGCCGCGCCUACGACGCCUGGGGCCUGGGCUGGCACCUACCCGGCACCGGCGCCGAAGACACCCGCGACAUCAACGAAAUCUACCGCCGUGCCGAUAAAGCCUGGCGCCACGAGGCGGGCAACCCGGCCAUGAACGCCACGUGGGAGGACUGGGAGCGCUGGCACGACCGGCAGGCGAAUGGUGAGCGGCAGAAGCCAAUGUACAUGUCCAACGCGAGCUUUGCGGCGCUUGUGCUGGCUGCGCUGGCCGUCGGCACGGUGGCGCAGACGACGAGGAUGGAUAAUAGCACGGCGACAUUUCUGGAGAAGAAGAAUGCGCACGAGGCGAAUAUCAGCGAGGCGCUGAGGCGCCAGGGACAGGCUGUGGCUGGUAAGGGUCGGGAAGAGCGUAUCGAACGGUUUGUGAGGGAGCGGGAGAAUAUCAAUUUCGGAUUCAUGCCGAGCAAGCUAGACGUUCGGCCAGCGGCGCCAAGUCCGAAGUAA